AGCUCCUAAGUAUGUGGAUGCUACGAGCCCCUCAAUUCUACGCAUCAGCACAGCCUAAGGCUGCAUGGCCCUGAUCGCGAUACCCACUUCGGACGAGGCUGAGCUCUGCCUUGCGGCGGGCGUUAGCUGUAACAUGGCUACCUCCGACGUAUAAGCCUGGUCUCCUCAAGGCUCUCGCGCCAUCUUUUCCUCCGGUCAGUUUCGUGGACAGCUAAGUGCACAUAUCAGCGCCAUCCUCUGUUGCUUUCUUUUCUGUUCCAGCAUCGCCUUGUUCCCUGUCGAAUGUUUUCUUGAUCAUAUACACAUUUAUUCUUACUUCGCAAUCAUGGCCGAGGCCGGUCUGUUAUUGAGCGUUGCGUCGUUGACGUUCCAAGUCUUCUCGGGAUGUGUCCAAGGCUACCAGCUCAUCACCGAUGCGAAGAACAUGCCCAAAGAGUUCCAGUAUCUGCGAGUCCGCUUAAAGACUGAGCAAUAUCGACUCCUGGAUUGGGCACAUGUCGUCCAGCUGGACGAGCAAGAUGAUCGUUUGCUUAUCAGCAACGCCAGCAAGGGCACUUUACUAGACGUGCUCGACCAGCAGAACAAGCUCCUCCAGGCGUUCGGAAAGGUCGACGAGAAGUACAAGAGGCUUCGAAAGCCACUCUUGACGGACGCGGAGGAACUCACGGGCGAAUUUCCCAAUCCGCCACCAUACACGCCGGAAACCUCUCCUUCAGAACCGACAUCCCCAAAUGGAAUCCCUGGAAUCAGCCGGGCCGACACAAAUUUCCAAAGCAGAUUCCCGCAGUCGGAGAUUCUCAUGAAGAAGGCUCUCAGCUGGGCCAGCCAGACUCGCACGUACCCCAAACGGCUGGCAUGGGCGAGUUGGGACAAGACGAAAGUUGAGCAGCUCAUCCUCAAGCUGACGGCGUUCAACGACUUCAUGCGCGAGAUGCUAAACACCAGCCAGCUCCAGUCUCUAGCUGUGAAGCAGACUAGGACCGAGUUCCAGAUCAUGCAGCUGAACGGUAAGAUGGAGCAGCUGGUGCAAAUCUUCGAGUCUGCGUUGUCGUUGAAGGGCUCCAGGAGUCGUCCACCUACAGACCCUCUGCGUGCCUUUCUCCAAGCACGCGGCCUUGCUGAUAAGGAAGAAGAACUGGCUGCAGAGCCUAUCAUGCACAACCUUGCCCUACUUGCCCAGAUCAAAGCUCUGAAUUCCGCCAUCGACUCUGGUACUCUCACCGAUGAGUUCACCAAAGACCUCGGACUAGGCCACACAGCCUCCGAGAUCCGCUCCGUCGAGCUCGACAUCAAGAACAUCAAAUUCAUCGGCCCGGAGCCCGAAGAGCACGGCGAAAGCCAACGCGUCGAAGCCUUCUACCAACUCCCCUCCCAAAAGCGCCGCCAAGUCUGGAUCGAAUGGAAGUCCUACGACCCUCACACCUUCAACUCCGGGCCCGACGACAAAGUCCACGAGCGCGUCAAAGCCCUCGCCGCGCUCCUGAAAGAAAACAACCGCACCGACCAGUUCCGCGCCCCCCACUGCCUAGGCUACUUCCGCGACAUCGACCCGGAGGGCGAAGACCACUGCCGCUUCGGCCUGGUCUUCGAGAAGCCCGCCGGCGUGCACCAAUCCACGCGGCCCAUCUCGCUGCUCGAGCUCCUGCGCGACACGGCCCCGGACGCCGAGAUGCCCUCGCUGACGGACCGCAUCGCGCUCGCGCGCCGCAUCUCCGAGUGCAUCGAGCGCCUGCACGCCGUCAACUGGCUGCACAAGGGCCUGCGCUCCUCCAACAUCCUCUUCUUCAGCGACACGGGCGCCCGCGACGUCGACUUCAACCUGCCCUACCUCUCCGGCUUCGACUACUCGCGCCCCGCGCAGAACGAGGACAUGACGGAGAAGCCGCCCGAGAACGCCGCCUCGGACCUGUACCGGCACCCGCGCGUGCAAGGGUCCGGGAACCGCGAGACGGCGUCGGCGGGCGGGUUCAAGAAGAGCUAUGAUUUGUAUAGUUUGGGGGUUAUUUUGCUCGAGAUUGCGUACUGGCGGCCGAUUGAUGAGGUGUUAAAGAUUCCGAAUCUGCAUGAGGCGAGGCCGAGCACGACGAUUAAGGUGAGGGGAAGGCUGUUGGAUGAGAAGGAGGGGUAUUUGAGGCAUGUGAGGAGUCAUUUGGGGAAUACCAUGCAUGCGGUUGUCAAGUCGUGCUUGGAAGGGCCGCUGGCGUUCGGGUUGAAGGAUGGGGAUGAUGAGAAGAUGGAGGAGGUGGGGGCGGAGCUACAGCGGCAGUUUUAUGAGAAGGUGGUUAAGGAGCUGGGAGAGAUGAACGUUUGA
Messenger RNA from Mytilinidion resinicola, 2311 nucleotides. RefSeq lists its product as uncharacterized. The transcript has a single exon. Lineage: Eukaryota; Fungi; Ascomycota; Dothideomycetes; Mytilinidiales; Mytilinidiaceae. Gene Ontology annotation, biological process: protein phosphorylation. Gene Ontology annotation, molecular function: protein kinase activity; ATP binding. Bases 326 to 2311 code for a protein of 661 amino acids. The record is from RefSeq and is a predicted model, not a curated record.